AUGAAAAUUCAAAUUCCAAAAGAUGAUAAUUUUAUAUUAAUGUUAGACAAGAUAUGUGAAGAAGAAAAAUUUUUUAUUCAUAUUUUAUCAACAUGUGAUAAUAAAAAUUUAUUAGAUCAUUUAUUUCCUUUUGUUGAUUGGAUAUGGUUAAAGUCAGAUAUAAUUGCAUGGGCCCCUGUACUAAAUAGAUUUGAUGAUUUGUUGCAUAAAUAUAUAAUACAUAAUAAAUUAAAUAAAGAAGAAAAAAAUAUUAAAGAUGUUUGUAAGUUAAAUGAAAAUUCGUUAAAAAAAGAUUGUGAAACUGAUAAUAAUAAUAAUAAUAAUAAUAAUAAUAAUAAUAUAAAAAAAAUAGAUAAUGAUGAUCAUAAUAAUAGUAAUGAUAAUAAUAAUGAUAAAAAAUAUGAUAUCAAAGAAAAUAGUGAUGAUUCAUUUAUACCAUCGGAUUUAUUAAUUGAAGAAAUAUUGAGAUUUACCUAUUAUAUAUUAGACAACUGUCUAAGUAAAUCUAAAUAUAAUUCUUUAGAUCAUUUAUUAGUACUCCUUUGGAGUUUCAAUCCCAAAAUAUCAAUUUUAUCUGCACAAAUUUUAAAUAUAUAUUAUUUAUUUAUUAAGAAAACAAAAAAAAAUGAAAAUAAAAUAAACGAAAUUGUAAAUUUUCUAUCGUCACUUAUUAAUAUACCUGUGCCUAAUUAUCUUCAUCCAUAUAUCAAUAAUGAUAUAAGUAGAAUAAACGAUAAUAAUUACAUUUCUGGUUUAGUAUUAUAUUAUUUGCAUGAUACAUCUGAUAAAAAAUAUAUGAAUAAUAUUUAUUAUAAAAUUGAAAAUAAACACUUUCUUGAUUUAAUUGAUUAUAAUUUAGAUUUAAACAAAAUAUAUCUUAAUAUUGAUGAUAAUGAAAUACCAUUUACUUCAAUUUUUCCAAAACAAGUUAAAUAUAAUGAAGCGAAAGAAGUUCUACAAAAUGCUUUUGAUACAAUUGUGAAAAAAUAUAAUAUUUAUGAAAAAAAAUUGUUUGAUUUAAGACAUAAAUUAAGAAUCUAUUUAGGAUUAGUAUGCCCUAAAUAUAGAAAAAAAUUAUUUAAUUUGAGAUACUUAAUUAUAUCCGGUUCUCUAUCAAUUAAUUCAAUAUUAUAUCCACAAAUUAUUGCUAGUAAUAGUAUAUUUUUACAAGAACUUUUAUAUUUUUUAAAAUAUCAUAAAUAUAUUCAUUUUAAUACUUUACAUAUAAUAUUCGACCUAUUAACAACAGCAAUAGAAUCACAUUUGCAUUAUAAACUUGUUUCAGAUAUAUUAGGUUUACGCUUACAUAGUGGAUUAUUCAUUAGCAUUUUUAAAUAUUAUUUAAAUUAUUUUUUAUCCUCGUAUUCUAUACAAAAAGAUAUAUGUCCAUUACAUAUAAUGAAUGAAUAUAAAGAGGAAAUCUAUAGUAUAAAUUAUAUUAAUGCUCAUUAUAUUAAAACUCAUUUAAAUGAAAGUAGUUCUCUUACUAAUAAUAAUAAUGUAAAUUAUAAAUGUAACAAUAACAAUAUUAUUAAUAGUAACAAUAAUGAUAUUUUAGCUGAAGAUAGUCAACUCAACUCAUUGAAUGAAGCCCCACAAAAUGUAAAUAGUAGAGGUAACAAUAUAGACAAUAUUUCAUAUGUAUCACAAGUUGUUAAUAAUAAUCAAAUUGAUUCCAUUGAACAAAAUGAUACAUCUUUUAAUAAUUCAUAUAUACAAAAUACAUUACCAUUGCCUCAUAACGAAGUUAAUCAAGCUAAUUUAGGAAGUCAUUCGAAUGAAAAUAAUUUAGUUAUUCCCUCUAAUUUAAUAAAUGAGAAAACUCCUAUGUCUUCUACUAAUUUAAUAUCUAUAGAAAAUAAUGGAAAUAAUCAAAAUUUUAAUUUAAAUAUUACUAAUACUUUUGCAUCAAAUUUAUCUAAUGAUGAUGGUACAAUAAGAAAUAAUGUAUCAUAUCCUAUAAAUAAUAGAGAAAAUGAAAAUGAACAAAUAAAUAUUAGUCAGGUAAAUAUAAGAGAUAAUUCAUAUAAUUUAAACAAUCAUGAACAAAAUUAUCAAAACAAUAAUAAUGAUAAUAUAAAUAAUACUAAUAAUGUUGAUAUAAUAAAUAAUAUUAAUAAUAUAAAUAAUGUUAAUACAACAAGCAAUACAAAUAAUGCUAGUAAUGAUCAAUCAUUAAAUGUUUUUGAUAAUAUUCAUAAUGAAGGUAAUAUGAAUAUUGCUGAUAAUAUCAAUAUUUUUGAUUAUAUGAAUAAUACAGACGAUAUAAAUAAUGAAGAUAAUAUUAACAUUUUUGAUUAUAUAAAUAAUGCUAAUGAUAUUAAUAUUCGUAAUAAUAAUAUGAUUAACAGUGAAGAAAAUGAAAGAGUGGAAAAUAAAGGUGAAAUAAAUUAUGAUAAUUACAUCAGUGAAGAAGUAAUUAUAAAUAAUAUUAAAAAUUGUAAGAAAAAUAGUGAAAAUGAAUUUAAAAAAAUGACAAAAAAAUAUUUUAAAGAUUUUAGAAAAAAAAAAAAAAAAAUAUCUAUGAUGCUGCAGUUAUUAACCUUAUAUCACACAUGCAUAAUGGAACCUUGUCCUAUUUUAACUAUAGCUCAACAAAAUACUUUGAAAAAUUUUCCUUUUUAUCUAUUGGAUAGUUAUACACUUAAUUUACCAAUAGUUCAUUUAUUAUUAAGAAUAAUGGAAACAUUACUUGACUUUACUCCUAAUUCAUAUUUUACAGUAAAAGAUGAAGAGGAAUUAUAUAAAAUAUUAUUAUCUCGCUUUCAAUAUGAAAUUUUUAUGAUGUCAGAUAGUUUUUAUUAUAUGAAUAGAAAUGAUUUUUUGAAAUAUUAUUUUGAGCCAUUUAAUUAUAGUGAUUAUGAUGAACAUUUUAUUGAAUCAAAAGAAGAUAUGGAGUUAUAUUUAAAAAAACGCAAGAAUAUUAUUAAUUCAAUUAAUGCUUCUGUACAGAAUGGAAAUAUAAAUGGAUGUAAUUACACAGAAAUGAAAUCCACUAAUAAUAAUAUAAACGAUGACAAUAUAAUUGUAAAUAGAAAUAACAUAAGAAAUAAUGAUGUGGAUGCAAAUAAAAACAUAAACGAAGAGAAAAAAAUUGUUCAAGAUUACAAUGAGAACACUAUAUUUUCUGCAAAUGAUACAAACUUAAUAAAACUUUUUAAUAAAUAUGAUAUGAACGCAGAGGUUACGGAUGAUAUUCUUUUGAAUAGAUUCUCAUUUUGGUUAAAAUUACAUAUUUAUGAAGAGAGAGUAAAAAUAAUUAAGAUGAUUUUAAAAGCCUUAAACUUAGCCUUGAAAGGUUAUUCACCAACCGAUACCUUACUUGAUAUAUUCACGAAUAAUUAUAUUUCUGUUAAAAUAAUUAAGUAUAUUUUAAAAAAUCCCCAUAAAUUUAGUUUAUGCUUAUAUGGUUAUAUUCUAGGUUUUAUAUAUGAACACAUAUAUGAAGAUCCAACUAUUUUGUCUACAUUAUUAAAAGAAGGAAUUUUAAAUAUUAUGUUGCAUAGUAUUGUAGAAGAAAAUUUAAAGGAUGAAACAGUUUUAAUAUAUGUUCCAUCAUUAUUAUCUUUAAUGUUUAUUCAUAGCAUUGGAAAAUCUGCUAUGAAAAAAUUAAAUUAUACACCAAUAUAUAACUUAUUUCAUUUUGUAAUAAAAACAGACUAUUUCUUUUUUGAUAGAUUUGGAGAUAUUGCAGUAUCUAUAGGUAAUAUUAUUAACGAGUUAGAAAACUACGGGUUUGUGAUGAAAGAUUUCUUAACAUUCCAUGUAAAGUUAUUGAAAAGAUUAUAUGUGGAAGGAUUAAAUUUAGGAUAUUGGAAAUGCUUAGAUUAUAAUUAUGUAGAAAAACAUGUAGAAUUAUCUAUUAAAAAAGUACAUGAUAUACAGUUAAAAGAUUUAAAUAUAGAUAGAUAUAAAUAUAGGAGAGAUAAAUUUUUUUUAGAUAGAUUAUCUAUUAUUUGUAGAUGUAUUUUAUCAUAUAUGAAAAGUUCAUGGAUAAAGACAUUUAUUAAGUUAAAUGGUUUAAAAUUUUUAAUGGCAUUUGCUAACUUAAUAAGUUUACCACCAAAUUAUGUUCAUAUUUUCGAAUAUCACCCAAUUUAUACCUUUAUUAUGAAAAUAUAUUUAUAUUCGUCCUUUAAGAAUAUAUAUAAUCAAUUUUUAUUUCCUCUUUAUAAUUAUAGUAAUUUUAUAUUAUAUAUACAAUAUAUAAAUUUAAUACUAAAAAACACCUUUUAUUUUGACUUAAGUGAAAAUAUAAUAAUAGCGAAAAAGUCAGUAAUUCUAAAAAAUAAGAGAAGUAAUAAUAAAUAUAUAAAUACAGAUUUUUUUGCGGGACCAUUUAUUGAUCGUAAUAAGUUGCUCUUGUGCAAUAUAACGCAAUUAUUUAAUAUUUUAUAUUUUUUGAUUUCUGCCUAUUCUGAUGCAAAAGGGUUAUAUGGAAAUGAAGAAAAAUUGUAUGAUUCACCAGAGCUAUCAAAUAGAAAAAUUUUAGAAGUUUUUUCUGAUGUGCUAGUAACAAUUGAAAGUGUUUUUGAUUUUUAUUUUACUCUUUAUUUUUAUCAAACUAAUGAUUUAAAUAAUAACAUCUUUUUACAUUUAAAAGAUAAAAUUUGUGUACAUGAGCAUGUAAAGAGAACUAUUAGAAACAAUCAAAAUAAAUCAGAUUAUUUAUUAUAUAACCUAUUUGGUUCUACUCGUUCAUUAUAUUGUUAUUCAGUUAAUAAUAAUUUAUAUGACUUGAAUAAUAAAGAAAAUAAAAUUCAUUUUAUAUGCGAUGAAGAUAAUAUAGAUGAUUACAAAUUAACUGAUCACCUUAGUAUGCUAGAUAAUGAAGACAGGGUUUAUAAAACGAUAUAUAAAUAUACUUUUUCUCAAGUUUUAUCAGAAUUUAACUCCUUUAUUCAUAAAAAUAUUAAAACUCCAUCAGAUAUUUUAAGUAAUAAAAAGAAAGAGAAAUGUAAGUUCAAAAAAUACUUUUCAAGUUCAGAAGAUUCUGAAAAAAAUAUUGCUGUAAAGAAAGACAAUAUAAUAGAUGAUAAUGUUAAAAACUGUGGUAAUGGUAUAUAUAAUGAAUUAACUAAUAAUAGAAUAAAUGAUAAUAGCAAUAAUAAUACAUAUAAAAAUAAAACGAAUGAUAAUAGUAACAAUAUAAAUAAUAAUUAUAACAGUAGCAUAAAUGAAAUAAAUGAAGAUAUUUUUCGUGAUUCAAAUAUUUCUAAAAUAUAUUCCUUAUACAAUAAUAGAUAUGAAGAAAAUAAUAAAUCAGAAAAUGAUAAAACAAAUAAUUUAAAAUCAAGGAAUUCCAAUUAUAAUGAUUAUUAUCUAGAUGACAAAAAUAUUAAUAUGCAUACAAGUUACCCGUAUGAAUCAAAAUAUGUUAUGUGUGAAAGUUUACGAUCAUUGUUAGUAGUAAUUAAAAAAUUUUUUAUUAUGAUUAAUUUAGCAUGUCACACUAGACAAAUGAAAGUAAAAACUAGUCCAAAUUAUAUUUUUUAUAAUGUUAUACAACAAAAACAUAUUUUAUGUAUUAUUAGAUGUUUAACAAAAUGCAUGAUGAAUAUCCCACUAGUUAGUAAACCCAUACAAGAAAAUUCUUGUAUGGAUGUAAAUAAUAUUUACAGUAUAUUAUCAGAUAAUAUAACAGCAGAAAAAAUUAUAUAUUUAAAUAAAGCUAAUGAAAAGAAAAAUAAAAAUAAUAUUAAUAUAUCAAAAAAUAGUUUUAAGAAUCAUGCAAAAAAGAUAUCAAAAAUAAAUCCAAAUAUUACGCAACAAAAUACCAUGAAACAGAAUUAUAAUAAUGAUUCUAUUUUAGGAGAUCAAAAUAUUACAUAUAAUAAUAACAAUAAUGAUUCCAUGAAUAAUGGUGAAUAUAAAAAGGUAGACAAAAAUUACAAUUUAUACGAUUAUUCAUAUACACCAUAUAUGAAUUAUCGUGUUGAAAAAAUUGACAAUUUUUAUCCAGAAAGUUUUUAUAUGGAGGAGAUAUUAUUUAAAAAAUACAAUUUUAACUUUUCUAGUAUUUCUGUUUUACCGAAUAAAAACAUCUUAAACAAUAAGGACACAAGUAAAGGAAUAAAUAUAAAUGAAAAUUCAUCUAACAUUAAUAUAUCAGAAAAUGCUGAUAGCAGCAAUUUUUUUAAUAUGAAUGUUAAUAAUUUAAAUGAUGUUAACGUAAAUUGUUAUAAUGGAAAUGAUUUAAACACAAUAAACAAUAUAAAUUCUGUGAGUAGUUGUUUUAAUAAUAAUUUGAAUAAAUAUAAUAAAAAAUAUAUAUGUGAUAAUACAGGAAAUGUAAAUGGAAUAAGUGACUUGAAUAAAUCAGGAAACUCCAAUAAUAAUAGCAACAACAACAAAACAGAAAGUAGUACUAAAGAAUUGUUAAAUGAAAGGAAAUAUAUAAAUGUUUUAAUUCAUAUAGAAAACUACACUCCAAUAAAAACCAUAAAAUACAUUUCAGAGUUAAUAAAUAUUUUACAUAAGUUACUUUCUGAUAAUAAGUUAGAAUUUAUUAGUUAUUUUUAUUUUUUAGAUUUAUUAUAUAAAGUAGGAACAUUUGAUUUUAUUUUUAAUAUGUUUAAUUAUGUAAUGAGUGUAUAUAUAUCAUUAUUAGCGCUAUAUUAUAAAAAAAAAAAAGAAAAUAAGCAAAAUAUAAAUUUCAAAUAUACUAACUAUAUUCCUAUACAUAUAAGUAAAAAUUACACCUGUACCAAUACCUAUUUUGUUCGUUAUAUUUUAAGAUUAAUGCAGUAUUAUUCUGAUUAUGAUAUAAAUAGCAUAAAAAUUUAUUUACAAAUUACUGUUAAAUCCAUUAAUGCUUUUUUAGAUUUUUUCAUCAGUUUAAUAAAUAUAGGAAAAUUUAAUUUGAUUUUAUUUUGUUCUAAAAUGUUGCAUCCUCUUACAAGGAUUCACAAUAAUUUUGAAAAUAAUAGUGAGAAAAUGAAAGAAAAUAUAAUUAAUAAAGAAAACAACAAAAAUAUUACAGAGAAUACUUUGAAUAAAGAAUUUGAUUAUACUUCAAAUGAGAAUGAAAGAAUAGGAAAUAUAAAUGGCGAUGAAAUUAAUUAUUUAAAAGAUAAAAAAGUAAACAAUGAAGUAAAUAAAAGUACAUAUAAUUUAAACAAUUCUAAAGAUAAUGAGAGUAAUAAUACUAUAAAUAAUGAAAAGAAUAACAUUAAUGAUGUAAAUGUUGAAAAGAAUUAUGAUACAAAUAAUAUAAUUGAUGAUAAUAACAACAAAAAGAAUAUUUCUCAAUUUUCUUCAGACAAAUAUGAAAAAAAUAACAAAGGCAAAAACUUUUCUGAUGAUUGCAAUAAUAAACCUGAAAAAGAAAAAGAAGAAAAACAAAAAAAUAAAAAAAAUACAUUUAGUUAUAACAAUAAUUUUUUAUUUUGCUUAGAUUUCUUUGAUAUUAUUAAUACAAUAAGAUCAGUAAAAUGUGAAAUAUCCAAUAAUGUAUUUAUGUGGUUAACGUAUAUUAACAGUACAAGUGUUAAAAUUAAUAAUUUAGGAAAAAAUAAUAUAUAUAUAAAUUUUAAUAAUAAUAUAAUAUAUACCUUCUUAAAAAUUAUUUUGAAGUUUAUUCAUCAUUCAACCGAAAUAGAACCUAAAAUUUUAGAAUUCUGGAUGAAAGAAAAAUGUAAAGAAAAAAAAAGUAUAGGAAAUAAGGAAAAAGAAAAGGAUGCAUUUAAUUAUCCAAAUGUAAAUAUAAUGGAAGAAUGGGGAUUAAUGGGAUUUGAUGAAAAAACUAUUUAUGAUUGUUUAAAUUAUUCGGGAACGACAGAUUUAGAUUGUACGUUGAAUUAUUUAGAUAAAGCUAAAGAAAAGGAAUUAUUUUUAAAUUUGAACAAAGGAAAAUCUUUAUCCGAAAGGAAAAAAGAAAAUAAAAAGUGUUAUUACUCUGAAUAUGAUGAAUUUAGUAGUGAAGAAAAUUCUAAUAUGAUUAAUAAGAAGACGAGUAAUGAAAUAAGAAGAAAUGAUAAUGUUAACGAAAGUAUAAUUGAAAAUGAUAAUGAAAAAAAGACAGUGGAUAAUAAUAAUAAUAAUAAUAAUAAUAAUAAUAAUAAUAAUUUAAAUGAUAAAGAUCAUUUUUAUAAAGACGAUAAAGAUGUUCUAGAAAAAUUUCCAUUUAUGUAUGAAAUUCUUAAAGAAGCAAAAGCAAAAUCAACACAUGCAAGAAUUUAUUAUUAUGAAACUAUAAUGGAUCCCAAUAGCAAAAGAAAUAUGAUUUUUUAUUUACAGUAUUAUUUAAAACUAUUAAAAACAAAUUUAUUUCGUACAUAUGAAGAGAAUAAUACUAUAAAAGAAUUCUGGGAUGAAGAAAAAUAUCUUUUAUUAAAACAAUACAUUUAUAAAUAUAUUUUCAAUAUGCUUAUAAAUAUAAUGAUUACUAUCCCAUAUUAUGAAUUGUCCUUUAUGAAUUUAUAUUUGAGUUUUCUUGUUAUUGAUAUAGAUAAAAAAACUGUAAAAUUGUUUUUAGAUCAAUAUAAAAAAACAAUACACGAUAAAAAUAGUAAUAAAAGUAGAAUAUUUAAUCAUCAAGAUGUAAAAAUUAUUAUUUUAUAUUAUUUUAUUGAAAACAUAUCAAAAAAAAUUAAGACUUUAAAAAAUGACGAAAAUUUUCCUAUUGAACCUUUUUAUCAUUGUUAUCAUAUAUUUAUGCACUUUAAUAAAAGGAAAAAUAAAAGCACAAAAAAUGAAAACACUUAUACAAAACUAGAAACAAAAAACAAAAAUAUAAAUAAAAAUAAAUCAUUGGAAAGUAGGAAUAUUGAAAAUGUUUGUAAUAAUCACACUUCAUCUUCAAAUAAUGUUACAAAUACAACUACAAACAACAAUAAUAAUACGAAUAAUAGUAAUAAUAAUAAUUUCAUACAUAUGGAAAAUGAAGCAGUAAAUAGUAGAACAAAUAAUGACACUAAUAAUCCAAGUAACACUAUUAACAACAAUAAUACAAAUAAUAUGAACAAUAGCAAUAAUCAAGAUAGAAGAAAUAAUAUGAUAAAUGAUCUAUUAGUUGAUUAUCAACUAAAUAAUUAUGAUACUAGUAAUCAUAGUGAUGAUAAUACUACAGUGUUUUAUCAAGGUAGUGAUAUUGUUGAUGAAAAAAAUUCAAUUAAAAAUAAAAAAUUAAAUAAAGAAAUGAACAAUGAUCAAGAGAUAGGUAAUGAAUUAAAUGAUGAUAAAGAAUCUUUAUAUGGUACAAAAUAUAUUAAAGGUGAUAUGGAUGUAAUAUAUGAAUCACAAAAAGAUAUGGAAAUUUAUUCAUAUCAUUUCUGUUUAUAUAUGUUAUUUUUUACCUUAUAUAAUAUUAUUCAUAAAUAUAGCAUAGCAAAAAAUUUAAUUCUUCAUAUAGAUAGAAAUAUUCUCGAUUAUUGCAUUUUUUUUAUACAAAAAUUUAAUAUUACUUACUUAAAAGAGGUAGAAAAUAAUGUUAAUUAUUAUUUAACACAAGAAAAAAGUAAAAAUGUUUCCAAUGGAAAUCAAAAGAAAAAUGAAGGUCUAUUAGAUACACAUGGAGGAUGUUAUAGUAAUAGCAACAUUAAAACUCGUGUAAAUGAUAAUGACUCUUUAAAAAGAAACCAGGAAAAAAAUAAAAGAAAAAGGAAAUAUAACAAAAUAUUGCCAUCAAGUAAGACAAAUUCCAAUAAUCCUGAACAGUUUGAUAUAAAUUCGGAAAAUUUUGAAAAUUUUUUUCCACAUGCAAAUGAACAGAAUUUAAAUAUCAUGAAGGAAGAUACUCAUUUGGAAAAUGAAAGUAUUCAAAAUUAUAAUACUCAUAAUAUUGUAACACAAAACAAUGAUGAUCAAAGUUGUAGUAAUAACGACAAUAAUAACUUAAGUAAUAUAAAUAACAUAAUAAAUACAGAUAAUAUAAAUAACAAAAAUUUAGAAAAUAAUUUAAAGCAUGAUUUACUAAAUAAUACAAAUAAAAAAAGAAAAACUAACAUAAUAUAUAAUAAGGGUUUAGUAAUUAAUAAAAGUAUCGAAACUCAUAAUUUACUUAUUCCAUAUUGGAAUUUGGCUGAUAUAGAUAAUUCAGAAAAUGUACAAAAAACAACAAAUAAUUUAUAUAUAGAAAAUGAUGAGAAUAAAUAUAUUGCUCUUUACUCGAAACCACCCUGUUUUUAUGCACCAUUAUUUAUGUGUUUACAUAAAAUUAUUAUUAACUAUUCUUUAUAUAAUUUUAAUGAUAAAAAUAAAAAAAUAAUAAAAAAACAAAAAGAGGAAAAGAUAACCGAAGAAAAAAAUACAAAUUUUUCAAAAAUAGAAAAAAAUAGCAUAUCAAAUAAAAUUAAUAUUAAUAAAAUGGAAAAAUGCUAUAAUCAAAAUGAUAAAAAAAAUGUCACCAAUCAAAACUUUUAUGAAACAUCUAUUGAAAAUAUAAGAUAUAUGUCAUCAGAAAAACAACAUAAUAUAAUAAAAAUAUGCAUUGACACCUUAUAUUAUUUUAAAGGUUAUAAUUCUCAUUUAUGUUUAAGUAUUUUACAAAUUAUUGAAUAUUUAACAACCACAUAUAAUAAUGUUAUAUUUUUUAUAUCUUAUUCUCCCCCAAAUAUAUAUAAAAAUUUUAAAAAGCUGUUUCAAAUAGAAGAGAAAAAAAAAAAUAAUCAAAAAUUUAUAGAAAAUAAAAAUUAUUCUUCAAAAUGUGAUAAAUUAUUUAUAAAAGAGAAUAUUGUAAAUUUCAACCCAUGCAAAAAUAAUAUUAAUGAAAAAAUAAAUAAUGAUGAAAAUGAUCAUAAUAAUGUUGAUGAUAUAAAUAGUAUGAAAGAUACAAGUACCUUUACUAACUAUAUUGAUGGAAGAAAUAAAGAACGUUCAAAUUGUUCAGAACCCAGAUUAUCAUAUUUUGAUUUAAAUGACUUAAUACUAAAUAAUAUGAGUAGAAAUAGUUUAGGUAUUCUUUUAACUAUAUCUAAACAAGCAAAAUUUAAAGAUAUGCUGAUAAUAAUUAUAAAUAUAUUAAUUCAAUGUUUCACAGAUAAUUAUGUGAUUGCUAAUAGAAUUGAGUACAGUAUAAAAACUUAUUUUCAAUAUCAUGGUAUUCCUGUCAAAUGUUUUAUGAGAAAAGAUGAUUUAAAAUCGAUUGAAAAUAAAAAUUUUUCAAAUGCAUUAGGUGUGUCAUUAAACGAUUUAAAUGAAGCACUUUACCCAUUUAUUUUUAAAAAUCCACAAAUUUAUGAAGACGUUUUAAGUUGCUUGUGUUUUUUUCCAAACUUAAAAUAUGUUAAAAAGAAUAAAGAUGAUUUAGAAAGUUUAAAUAUUAAUUCAAAUAUGUUUAAUAUGCAAAAAAGUAAAAAUUCAAAUGAUUUUAAAUCAUCAUUAAAUACCGAGAAAACUGAAAUGAAUGACGAAGUAAACAUAGAGCAGAAAGAAAGUAUGAACAUAAACAAAGUGAAUAAUAACAAUAGUAUUUUGAAAAUUAUAAAAACAGAAAAACAAAAAAAAAAUAAAGAAAAUGAGAAUAAUCAUAAUAACACAAUAAAAAUUACAUUAAAUGGAGAAACAGGCAAGCAAUUUGAUGUAUCAAACACAAAUAAAAAUAAUUCUAUAUUUCAUUUAAAUAAAAAAAAAAUAAAAUCUCUGAAAGAUAUAAAUGAAAAUAAUAACAAUAGUAUUAUUAUUAAUAAACAGAAUAAAUAUUACUUAAAUUUCUUACCAUUACCAGAAAAUAUAAAAUCUAUAUAUAUGCUAUCUGAAACAGCAAAUAGUACAAAAUAUUUAAAAAAAUAUCAAAUUAAAAAUAAUUUUUAUAAUUUCUAUAUAUUGGCGAUCUUGUUUGAUUUUUUAAAUUUGUUUACUAUUAUUCAGAGCAAAACAAGAUUAAUUAAACUAAAUGAAAAAGAAGAAAGGAUUAAAUUUAAUAAAAAAUUAAUGGAAAUAUAUGGAAAUGAUGCAGAUUUUGAAAAUGAUUUAGAAUAUAAAGUUAUGUAUCCUUUUGCUUUAACUGCUGAUAAUAUGUUAUUUAUUGUUAAUUUGAUUUUAAAAACAUUUAAGCAUUUAAUUGUAUAUCUAAUUAAAAUUCCUUCAUCUUUUAAUCAUAAAAUUAUAAAAACAUUUUUUCAAAAGGAUUAUGAUAUACAUAAUUUUAAAGGUGAAAUGUUAUAUAAUGAUAAUUUUUUUUCAUGCCAUAUGGAUAAUAUAAAUAAGGAAAAUAAGGUAAGUAAUAAUUUCUUUCUUUCUAAUAAUAAUGUACCUAGCAAAAAUAAAAAUAUUAAUGAAAUUGUUUGGAACCAUAACAUAUCUAAUAAUAAUAAUAAUAAUAAUCCAAUCAAUAGUAACAAUGAUGAUUUAAAUGUUUUUUUUUCAAAAAAUGAAGAUAUAUUGAAAAAUUCAUCAAAUGAAAACAAAACAUCUCAAAACAAUACACAAGUAUCAAGUAUUAUAAAUAGGUUAAUAAGAAAUGAUUCUUUAAAUACUCAUAAUUAUAAGCAAAUUUCGGAAUAUUAUUUACAAAAUUAUAUGGAUUACUAUCCACUUUUUAAUUUAUCGAAUUUUACUUUUAGAAGUUGUUUAUUCCCAUUUAUAUAUGAAAAGAAAUAUAUAACAGAUAUUCAUAAUAUGGAUUUAAUAAACUAUGUAUCCAACAUUAAUAAUUCAAAUAACAUAGUUUUUACUCCCUUUUUAAUCUUUUUAUUUAAAAGAAUAUUACCACAAUUUAUUUGUCUUAGUCAUCCAUUAUUAUAUAGCUCAUUCACAAAGAAAAAUAUGAAAAAAAACUUUAAAAAUAUUGAUAAUUAUAAUUCUUCGUUAAGUAAUUCUGAAUCAAAAAAUUUUAUAUAUGUUAAGCAUAUUCUUAACUUUAUUCAAUUAAUUUUUGAUAUACAUAAUUCUAGUUACUAUGUGCACAAAAAAGUUGUAUUAGAAAUAAUUCAUUUAUUAAAAAUUUACUCAAGUUUUCAAAAAAAAAAAGAUUCCAUUAACAAAAAUGAGAAAAACUUGGAAAAUGUAUUUUCUAAUGUAAUAGAUGUUUUUUCGUAUGCAGUUAGUUCAUUGUUGUAUAAAUUAGUUAAUGAACAAAAUAUUGAAGUUGAAAAAAAUUGCAUACUUGAAGAAAAGCAAAUAUUAAAUACCUCAAAAAAUAUCUCUAAGGAUAUAGGUUCUAAUAAAAAAGGGGAAAACAAUUCAGAGGAAAAUACACAAAAUAAUAAGAAUAUUAAAUAUAAUAAUAAUAGUGAUAGCAAUAAUAAUAAUGAUGAUAACAAUAAUAAUAAUAAUAAUGAUGAUAAUGAUAAUGAUAAUAAUAAUAAUGAUCAAAAUAAUAAUAAUGAUGAUAAUAAUAAUAAUAAUAAUAACAACAAUAAUAAUAAUAACAACAAUAAUAAUAAUAACAACAAUAAUAAUAACAACAAUAAUAAUAAUAAUAAUAAUAACAAUAAUAAUAAUAACAAUAGUAAUAAUAAUAACAAUAAUAAUAAUAAUAACAAUAAUAAUAAUAAUAACAAUAGUAAUAAUAAUAACAAUAAUAAUAAUAAUAACAAUAAUAAUAAUAAUAAUAACAAUAAUAAUAAUAAUAACAAUAAUAAUAAUAAUAAUAAUAAUGAUCAAAAUAAUAAUAAUAAUGAUGAUAAUGAUAAUAAUGAUGAUAAUGAUGAUAAUAAUAAUAAUGACGAUGAUGACGAUAAUAUUAUAAAUAGUAAUGAUAAAAAUAAUAUAAAGGAUUAUAACAAUAGUAGUAGUAAUAAUAAGGAUAAUGAUAUUAAUGAUGACGAAGAAAAGGGAGAAAAAAAAGAUGAAAAUAACAAAACAUUUUUAUAUAGUAGAGAACAUUUAAUCUUAUUUCGCCAUUCUUUAUGUAAUUUGUUAAACAAGUUAGAUUAUACAAAAGAAGACUUUGCUAAUGUAGCUACCUCCAUCAUUAGAUGUUUAUCGGUUUUAACAUCAGCACCAAUUUUAGGAUACCCUAUAAAGACAAAGAAUAACAAAUUAUGUAUGAUGAGAUUAAAUAAAUUAAAUGAAAAAAAGAAUAAAAAAAUUAGAAAAAUAAAAAGAAAUAAAAGAAGAAAAAAUAUUUCAUAUGUCACCUUUUUAAAUCCAUCCUAUGUUCGUUUUAGAUCGGAUUCAAGUAAUAAUAAUUCUGAAUGCUCAGAUAUCCCUUAUUCUGUUGAUUCAGUUAUAUCAUACGAAGAGCAUUUUAUCUUUAAUAAUGAUGAUACUGAUGAUGAUGAUGAUGAUGAUGAUAUUCGUUAUGAGUAUGAAGAAGAAAUGGACGAUGAUUAUAUGGAUGAAGAUGAAAAUGAGGAGAUAUUUAACGAGCAAGAUUAUUAUGAACAAAGGAAUAGCAAUUUAAAUGAAGACCUAAAUGCUGAACAAAAUAACGAAAGUUCCCAUAUUGGUGGUAAUAAUGAAAUAGAAACAAAUGAUCAUGAUGAAGAGGAAGAGGAGGAGGAGGAAGAAGAAGAAGAAAUUGAUGAAGAAGAAAUUGAUGAAGAAGAAGAGGAAGAGGAAGAAGAAGAAGAGGAAGAAGAAGAAGAAGAAAUUGAUGAAGACGGAGAAGAUGAAGUGGAAGAAGAUGAAAUAGAUGAAGAGGAUGAAAUAGAUGAAGAUGAUGAGGAUAUAGAAGAUGAGGAUAUUGAAGAUGAAGAUAUUGAAGAUGACUUAGAUGAAGAUGAAGAAGCACUAGAUGAAGAAGAAUAUGAUGAAAUUGAAAUAGAUGAAGAUAAUACAAGAGAAAGAAAUAGCAAUGAGAAUGAUAAUAAUAGAGGUUUACAUGUUCAUGCAUAUUUAGUACAGGACAGAAAUGUAAUAGAUGAAGAUCAAAUAUAUGAUAAUUCAAAUAAUUUAUUAUUACCACAUGAAGUUGAUGAAAAUGAAGAAAAUUUAUCAAAUGUAGGUGAUAAUAAUAACAACAUAGUUUCUCGAUUAGAUUUAGGAUCAGAUAGUAGUAAUGACUUGGAUGUGCAAAGUACUCAUAGGAUUAGAGAAAUGGAUGAAACGGAAGACUACGAUGAUGAUGAUGAUGACGAAGAUGAUGAUGAAGAUGAAGAUGAUGAUGAAGAUGAAGAUGAUGAAGAUGAUGAUGAAGAUGAAGAUGAAGAUGAAGAAGAGGAAGAAGAAGAAGAAGAAGAAGAAAUUGAUGGAAACAAUAGCUGUUUUAGUAUUAAUCAGAAUAAUGAUAAUGGAAGAACAAAUAAUAAUAACGAAGAUUUAAUGGAUACCGAAAUUAAUAUUAACAAUUCUUUAUUAAAUUGUAAUGAAAAUCAGCAUGAAAUUUUAGAUACUCUACAAGAAGAAGAUGGUGUUUAUAAUAUUAAUGACGAUUUAGAUGAAUAUAAUGAUGAUUAUAUAGAUGAUUGUGAAAAUAGUAAUAGAAAUAAUAUCAAUUUCAAUAAUGACAAUAAUGAAGUAGAAAAUGUAAAUAAUGAUGAUAUAUUAAAUGGAAUUAAUGAUACAAAUUUAUUAAUUAAUAAUAAUAUAGAAGAAAAUAAUAAAACUAAUAAUGAAGGUGGUAAUAAUUUUUUUACUAGCGAAAAUAAUGCAACUGAGGAUAAUUUAAAUAGCAGUGUUAAUGAUAAUAUUAUGCAUACCAAAAACAUCCCUCUUUUAAAUUCUUCAUCAAACAUUGAGAAAAAUAUAAAUAGUACUGAUAAUUCAAAUAUUAUGAUUAAUUCUGAAACAUUAACACAAAACAACAUUAUUAAUAAUAAUUUAACAAAUAAUUUAAAUAAUUUUAAUGAAAAUAAUAUUAGAAAAAAUGACUUAUAUAAUAAUGAUGAUGAUAAUAAUAAUAAUAAUAAUAAUAUUUUUAAUAAUAUAAAUAAUAAUAAUGAUUUAAUUCAAAAUAAUAACAUUAACAAUAUAAUUGAUGAACAAACUUGUACUUCAAAUAAUGAACAAAAAAGUAAAACAAUUGAAAAUAAUUUUUUAAAUAAAACUAACAAAAAGGAAAAUGGCAAAGAGGAUAGUAAAAUGAUUGAAGAAAAUUUCAAGAUUAAUAAAGAAAGUAGCUAUCAAAAAAAUAAAGAAAUUGAUUUACAUAAUGAAAACACAAUUAAUAAAAAUAUAUGUGUAAAUGAUAACAAUGAGGAAAAUAUAAAAAAUAUAACUAACAUUGAAGAUGUUGGAAAUAAUGAAAAUAUAUCAAUAAGUAAUAGAAUUAAUUCUUCACAAAGAUUAUUAGAUCUUGCAAAUAUAAAUGAAAAUGAUAUUGGUUUAAUUGAUUUAUAUUAUCACUUUUAUAGUUCUUAUAACGGAAAUGCAGAUUCUUUAAUUAACGAAAAUAAUAGUUUAUUAUAUUUAAAUGAGGCAGCAAGAAUUAAUACAGAGUCUACAAAAAAAGAAAACAAUCUUUUGAGUAACAAUAAUGUAGAAAAAACGAAUGAUGAAAAUAUAAAUAGUGAAAAUGUAAUAGAACAAAGAUUAAUAGAAAAUAAUAAUAGCAAUAAUAAUAACUCAAGGGAAGUAAAUAAUAUACCAACUAAUUCUAAUAUACUGACAUUAAUGAAUCAAUUUUGUUCUAAUUUAUUAACCAAUGAUAGGGGAAGAAAUGAAAACAGAAACAAUAAUAUUGAAUUAACAAAUGUAUCUGAUUCAGUGAGAAAUAAUAAUAUUCCAAAUAAUAGCAAUGAUUUUAAUAUAAAUGAAAAUGCAACUAAUGAAAAUGAUCCGUAUGACAAUGCUGUGAACGAAAAUAAUUGUACUUUUUAUCAUAUUAAUUUUGAUAGAAUAAAUAAUAUUCCCAUGCAACCUAUUUCUAAUAAUUCUUCUAACUCUAGAGCUAACAUUGUAAACAUGAACGUUAAUCAUCCAAAUGUUAAUCUAAGAAAUUUAUAUAAUAAUAUUAGAAAUUAUAAUAUAAGUGAAAAUAAUACUAGCACUAAUAGAAAUUCAUAUUUUCCGUCAUAUAUUAUAAGGAGUAAUAUAAAUGAAACAACUAGAGAUGGAACAUGUUCUAAUAACAAUAAUAACAACAGUGAAGAAGUAAAUAAUGAAAAUAGCUAUUCUUAUUUAAAUGAAAUUCAAAAUAUUACUAAUAAUUCUAGCUGUAACUCACAUAAUCGUAAUAAUAAUAAUAAUAAUGAUAGAAAUAUAUCUGAUUUGAAUGCGGAUACGAAUAAUGUAAAGAAUAAAAAUGUAAAGAAUGAAAAAAAAGAAAAUUUAAAUAAAAAAGAUUCAAAGAAUGAAGAAAAAUUCAUUUUGGUUGAUACAGUAUUGGAUAAUGAUAAAAAAUUAAAAAGUAGUAUUUGCAAUAUGAUGUAUAGCAAAUUAUGUAAAACUAUUCCUAAAGUUCACAUAAAUCUACCAAUUGAAAACUUGAUUGAAGAAAAAAAUAAAAUAAUCCAAAAUAUGCGAAAACAAAUAAAAGAAAAAGAAAAAAAUGAAAAUGAAAAACAUGAAGAAAACAAAAAGAUUAAUGAAAAUGAAAAUUUAUCAGAAAUUGCUAAAAAUGAAGACAAAUUAACCAAUGACAAUUUAGAAGACAAUAAAAAAGAUGAUGAUUCAAAACACAAAACUAAAUUAACUGAUGAAAUUGUUAUAAACGAAAAUAAUUCCAUUAAUAUUACAAAUAUGAAACCUCAAUCGCAAAAUGAUGAAAUUGAAAAUGUGCAAACAGACGUAAAUAAUAAUCAAAAUAAUAAUUUGCAAGAAAACUUAAAUGAAGCCAAUUUAUGUGAAGAAAAUAUUGAUGAAAAUAAUGUGAACAAUAAUGAACAAAAUAUAGAAAACGAAGAUUAUAAAAAUAUAAAUUAUGAAGAACUGUUUGAUAAUGUUCUUAAAAAUGAAUCUCUUCUUAUAAUAUGUUGUUCAUUGGGAAUUAAUGAAAAUCAAUUUUUACAACUUCUAAAUGUCGAUAGAUCUUUUCUCAUUGAACUACCAAAUAAUUUAAUAGACGAAAUUAUAAUUCAACAUUUAAAGAAUAUUACAUUAGUAGCUGUAAAUGAAAAGGCACAAGAAAAUAUAAAAAAUAAGAAAAACAUAUCUAUUGAAAUGUAUAAAAAUUAUCUAAAAUUUAAAGAAUUUAAAAAAAUACAACAAAAUGUGUCAAAUGAAUACAGUAAUGAAUUAAAUACGAACAUAGAAACAAUUCUAACUAAUAAUACAAACAAUAUCUUACCCGAAAAUUUAGACAAUAAUCGACAUAACAUAAACUCUACUGAAGACAUUAUUUAUGUUGAAAAUACUGCUAAUGAAGAAGGAAACUUAAAUAUAGAAUAUAAUGCAAAUAUAGAAAAUAAUAUGAAUACUACAGAAAUAGUUAAUAAUGAAAAUGUAAAUGUAGAAAACAUAACAAACAAUGAAAAUAUUAGUAAUGUUGAAAAUAUUGCUAAUAUUGAAAAUAUAACAAAUAAUGAAAAUAUAUCAAAUAAUGAAAACAUAACAAAUAAUGAAAAUAGUACAAAUAAUGAAAAUAUAACAAAUAAUGAAAAUAUAACAAAUAAUGAAAAUAUAACAAAUAAUGAAAAUAUAACAAAUAAUGAAAACAUAACAAAUAAUGAAAAUAGUACAAAUCUAGAUGAAAAGGAAAAAAAUCUUCAUAUUUAUAAUAGUAUAAAAAAAAGUUACUUAGAAGCAUUACCAUCUAGUGUAAGAUCUGAAGUUAAAAAAAGAAUUAUAGGGAACAAAAAUCAAAGAAAUGAAUUACAAGAUGAAACAAAUAUCUCUUUCAUAGAUUCUUUAACACCUGAAUUAAGAAGGGAUGUAUUAUCUACCGCAAGUAUAAGAUUUAUAAGAACACUGACUGAAGAAAUGAUAGAAGAAGCAAGGAAUUUAAGAUUAGUAAUUUUGAAUAGUCGUUCUAAUAAUUUAAAUAUAAGUAAUAGGAAUAGACAAAAUAAUACAAAUAAUGAUAUCAUAAAUUCAAGUAGUAGUGUGAGAAAUAAUAAUAAUAAUAAUAAUAAUAACACCACACCAAGUACUAAUUUAAACACAGAUAAUUCAAAUAUUGCUAGUAGAAUAAAUAAUAUAAGAAAUGAUAUCCAAGAGAGAAUUACAAAUAAUGUUUUACGAAAUGCUUCAAACAAUUUAAGUAAUAAUAAUAAUAUAAAUAAUAAUGAUAUUAAUAAUAAUGUUACAAUAAAUAAUAAUAAUAAUAGAAACCCAAGAAAUAGUAGAACAUUAAGUACAACCAAUAGAAAUAAUAUUAAUAGUAGACGUCGUUUGAAUAUUCCUUUAAGAAAUACUCUUAAUAAUAUGCAACGAAAUAAUUUUAUUAGAAUAACUUAUAAUGAAAAUAAUAAUCCAAUUAUAAUGAUAAAUACAGGUCAUGAAAAUUAUGAUAGUCUUACCGUCUCUCGUUUUCUUGAUCAUUUUUUAGGUAGCAGAUCAGUUAGUACAACUAAUCCAAAUUUACAUUUAGAUGAUAGUAAUAAUUCUAAUAAUACUACUAACAACAAUCUUAAUAAUAAUAAUAGUAACAACAAUAACAAUAAUAAUGAAUCAAGAUUGUAUUUUAAUAAUGAAAAUAGAAAUAGUAGUAACAUUGAUCAUAAUUACCAUGUAAUGAAUGAUGAAAAAUCUUUAGAGAAAGAAGAAGAUAUAUCAUUAAGUAAGUAUUUAAAAAAUUUAUUUCCAUCUAUGAAUAAAUUAGAUUCGGAUACUUCUAAAAUUGCAUCUCUGUAUGUAUGCUUAGAAGAAGCUGUAUCUUCUCAGGCUUUAAUUGAUAUAUGUAGGUUAUUAUUUUUGAAAAAAGAAAUAAAUAAAAAAAUAAUGUUUACAUUAUUUUGUAAUUUAAUUUGUUCCUAUCAGAAAACCAAAUUUUAUACACUUCAGUUAUUUAUGAAUAUUUUAUGGUCAGCAUCUGUUGAUUUACAUGGAAAAAAGAAUAACCCUUCUUUUAUUGCAUUAAACGCUAUAAAUUUUCCACCUAAAAUGUUAUAUCAUAAUGUUAAUAAAAAAAAUUAUGGUUUGUUUUCAGAUAAUUAUAUAACAACAGCAUCAGUAUCAGCAGAGAGAGUUUUAGAACAAGUGCAAUCAUUACUAAUUACUAUUCCACAUAUUACUACUUUUUUUUCAACUUUAUUAAUUCAUCCGUCUUACUUUAUACCUAAAGAUAUUGAACAAAAAUUAAAAAGAAAAAAAGAAAAAAAUGAAGAGAAAAAAAACAUCAAUAAAACAAAAGAAGAGAAAGAAGAAAAAUUAAGAAAUGAAGAGAGAGAAAAGGAGGAGGAAGAAAAUGAAAAAGAAUUAGAAGAAAAAUAUAACGAUGAUGAAGCAGUUAUUUUACAAUAUGAGUUAAAAAGAAAAAGAUUGAAAAUGGAUCAAAAAUCUAUUUUUCAUUUGCAUAAUAAAAAUUUUGACAAAAAAGUGGAUAAAACAAAGAAUGAAUAUCCUAUAAAUAUAUUAUUCAAGUUACUAAAUUCUUCAUUAUAUUUAACAUCUAAAAAAUUAAUGAGUCAUUUGUUAUCUGUUAUAUACAAUCUUUUAAUUAACUGUGGAAAAAAAAUUCAUAACUAUGCAAAUUUCACCAGAUGGGUAUAUGCUGAAAACUUAAAAGAAAUUUUAAAUGAUGAAAAUAUAUACAAAGAUGAUGAUAUGAGAAAUGAGGAUGAUAUCAAUAGCAUAUCAUUAUUAAAUAGCAGUUCUGUUGAACAGAGUUCAUCCAUUAAUAAAGAAAAUGGUGGCAAAAAUAAAGAUAAGAAACAAAAAUAUAAAUUGAAAGAAUUUAAUCAUACAUCAAAAAUUAAUAGAGAUUUAUUAUUAAAUAUAAGAAACUUAAAAUAUAAUGAAACAGAAAAAAAUGAUUCAACUUCAAAACCAUAUUAUUUAUUGGAAGUUAUAUCAAUGGAUGCUUUAAGCAAUUUAAGUAAACUUAUAUGUAAUUAUAAAACAAAUUUUUUAUGGAUAAAUAGUAAUAAUAAUAAUAGUAAUAAUGCAAAUAAUAACAAUUUAGAACAAGUUCAUAAACAAGAUAUUUCUUCACUUACACAAAUAAUGGUGAUGUUUUUUUCACAUUAUAAAUUAAAAGAAUUAAUUAUUCAAACCUUAAAAUAUCAUACUCACGUAUUAAUAAAGAGAAUAAUUUAUGAUUUAAGAAAAAUUGUUCAUUCAAUCCAUAGUAAGACUUUUAAUGUUUAUUCUGUUGAUCAUUCAGAUAGUUUAGAACAAAAACUAAUAGCGUUCUAUAGAGUAAUUACCAUUUUAUUUAAUGCACCUUCUCUAAUAGAAAAUUUAACAAAUAAAUUUGAGUUAACCAAAAAUGGAAUAUCAGAAGAAGUUAAUAAUUUGAAGAACACAGAUGCAGAUGCAGAUGUAGAUGUUGAGACUAGUGUUUUAUUAAAUGAUAAUAUAGAUAAUGAUAAUAAUAAAAAUAAUGAUAUAAAUAAUAAUAACAUAAGUAAUGAGGUCAAUGAUACAUGUAAAGAAAAUGUGAAUAAAGAAAAAAAUAACAUUAAUAAUAAAAAUGAUGUAUCUAAUAAAGAUAAAGGCAUUUCAAACUGUAAUAAUGAAAAAAAGAGCAAAAAAGUAAAUGAAGAAACAAAAUUUGAUAUAUGCGCUAGUUUUUUUCUCUCCAUUAAUAUUGAUUGUUUAUGGGAAGAAUUUAAUAAAACAAUGCAAGUUAUAAAUAACUCUUUAAUUGAUAAAAAUUACAAAUUUAAAUGUAACAACAAAAGAAAUGGAAUUAUAAGUAUCGCAAAAAAUGAUAAAGAAAAUGAUUUAGGAAAUGAAAUUUCACAAAAUUGUAUUAAUAAUAUAUAUUCAGGAAAACCAAAUGUUUCUCUUUUUGAUUCAGGAUCCUCAUCACAUGAUCCCUCAGAUUCUGAUUGUCAUCUAAGUAAUAAUAUACAAAGUAAUAUGCAAAUAAAUAUGAGAAAUAAUACAGAAAAUAGACAUGAUAGUAAUAAUAAUGAAGAAAAAAAAAAAGAAAAUGAUGACGAGCCGCCUCCAACUAUUUUAAAUUAUUUAUUGCCUUUAAUGGAAGCUUAUCUAUUUAUAGAAGAAGUUAUUUUAGUUUCGCAGUAUAAAUUAAAAAAAUUCAAAGAUUUAGAAAAAAAAGUAGCAAAUUUAAAUAUUGAAAGUAUAAAAAUUAACGAAAAAUUGGCAUAUGAUGAUAGUCCCUUUUAUAUAAAUAUAUAUGAUAAAAAAAAAAAACGUUAUACUAAUGAAAUAUACGAUUCAAUUAAAAACAAAGUUUUAAAAACAAGUAAUUAUACAUAUUUAAAUAAAAUAAAAAGGAAAAAAGAAGCAAACUUAGUAGGAGAUGAAGAAGAAGAUCAGCAAUAUAAAAAGAAAGAAAUUGGUAGUGACCAAUUAAAAAUAGAGAAGGAAAAUGAUAUAAAAGAAUCUGAAAAAAAUAAAAAUGAAGAUACAAACAAAAAAGAUAAAUUUUUAACAGAAAAAGGAACCUUUUUUAAUAAUGUAGAAAAAUACUUUAUUAAUAAAUUUAAAAAGAAAAAAACCAACGAUGAAAACAAUAAUAAUGAAGAAGAAAUAAAUAAAAAUAAAAGAGAAGAAAUGGGUUAUUUUGAGGAUGAUACGAGAAAAGAAAAUAGAAAUAUAAAAAAAUCUCCAGAUUUUGAAAAAUUUUACGAUGCAAAUGAGACUAUUAAAGAAAUAAUUAAUGAUAAAUGUAAAACAUAUAAUGAUUUAAAUAUCAAUUAUCUAGAGGAAAAUGCAAAAAUAAAUAAAGACUUUUAUCACAUGGAGGAAUAUGAAGAUGCAAAAGAAAAAGAAGAAGAAGAAGAUGAAUAUAUACAAAUAAAAUUAGAAGACAAUGAAGGAACAAUAAAUAGUAGACAUAAAAAGUUAAUAAAAUUUGUUUAUAUAAAUAGAAGAGUUAUUAAUAGUUUGAUAAAGCAAACUCCAAUAUUACUACAUCAUAAUUUUAAAUCAUUGAUAAAAUUAACAUCUUCUUGUAUUAAUUUUGAAAAUAAAAGGCACUAUUUGAGGAAAAAAUUAAAAUAUUUAAAAUCAGGAAUAAGAAGUGAGCCAAUACGAUUAAAUAUAAGAAGAGAAAAAGUUUUUACAGAUUCCUAUUACCAAUUAAGGAAUAAAUCAGGUAAUGACUUAAAAGGAAAACUAAUAGUAACUUUUAAAAAUGAAGAAGGAGUAGAUGCAGGUGGAUUAACUAGAGAAUGGUAUUCUAUUUUAGCUAAAGAAAUUUUUAAUCCAAAUUAUGCUUUAUUUUGUAGAGAAGGAAAAAAAAGUGAAUUUAAUCAUCCAAAUCCCUUAUCAUAUAUUAAUCCUGAUCAUUUACAUUUUUUUAAAUUUGUUGGAAAAUUUAUCGCAAAAGCAAUAUAUGAUGGACAAGUAAUAGAUGCAUAUUUUUGUAGAUCAUUUUAUAAACAUAUGUUAGGAAGGAAAAUUUUGCCUGCAGAUGCAGAAUCUGUAGAUCCUGAAUUUUAUAACAGUUUAAUUAAAAUAUCAGAAUAUAAAUUAGAAGAUUUGAAUUUAGAAAUAAACUUUAGUACAGAAAUUGAUGAAUUUGGAAAAACAAAAAUUAUUGAUUUAAUCCCAAAUGGUAGAAACAUCCCUGUAACUGAUGAAAAUAAACAUAAAUAUAUUGAAUUAUUAUGUGAAUUAAAAGUCACUAAUAGUAUAAAGGAACAAUUAGAAGCAUUUAUGGAUGGCUUUAAAGAAUUAAUUCAACCAAAAUUAAUAUCAAUUUUUGACGACAAAGAACUGGAACUACUUAUAAGUGGUAUACCAACAAUAGAUCUGAAUGAUUUAAAAGAAAAUGUAGAAUAUCAUAAUUAUACACCCAAUUCUAUUCAAAUAAUUUGGCUAUGGGAGGUUUUACAAGAAUUUGAUGAAAAUAAAAAAGCAUCAUUUUUACAGUUUGUUACUGGUACAAGUAGAGUACCUUUAGGUGGAUUUAAAAAUUUAAUGGGAAUGAGAGGAGCUCAAAAAAUGAUCAUUUAUAGAGCUUAUGGAGAAGAUAGACUACCAACUGCUCACACCUGUUUUAACCAACUUGAUUUACCUGAAUAUUCAUCAAAAGAAUUGUUAAGAAGUAAACUAAUUAGAGCUAUUAUGGAAGGAAAAGAAGGAUUUGGUUUUAUAUAA
Messenger RNA from Plasmodium gallinaceum, 23940 nucleotides. RefSeq names its product E3 ubiquitin-protein ligase, putative. Gene Ontology annotation, biological process: positive regulation of protein catabolic process; protein polyubiquitination; proteasome-mediated ubiquitin-dependent protein catabolic process. The transcript has a single exon. Gene Ontology annotation, molecular function: ubiquitin-protein transferase activity. The record is from RefSeq and is a predicted model, not a curated record. Lineage: Eukaryota; Apicomplexa; Aconoidasida; Haemosporida; Plasmodiidae. The coding region runs from base 1 to 23940 and encodes 7979 amino acids.